Condylostylus longicornis is the source of this 6004-nucleotide messenger RNA. RefSeq names its product mucin-2. Lineage: Eukaryota; Metazoa; Arthropoda; Insecta; Diptera; Dolichopodidae. The transcript has 2 exons. Gene Ontology annotation, molecular function: serine-type endopeptidase inhibitor activity. The coding region runs from base 130 to 5889 and encodes 1919 amino acids. The record is from RefSeq and is a predicted model, not a curated record.
UCAUCAAUAAAAAUAAAACAAAUUAUUUUUUUUUUAUUUAAUAUAAUAAUAAAAAAAGAAGCAAAUAAAAAAGUUAAUAAUAAAAACAAAAGAAGAAAUCAAGAUAAAAAAAAUAAUUGAAUUGGGAAAAUGGGGAUAAUUUUAUUCUUCAUGGUGUUAUUACUGCACCAGUCAACAACACAUCCUUCAAUACAAUCAGCAAAUAAUAAAGAUAUACGACGACAAACAACCGAACAUGAUGACAUAAAGGAUAAAGAAAAUGGAAAACAAAUAAUUGGAUCAAGUAACGUUCCUCCAUCUGUGUCAGUAAUUUUAAAUGGCGAAGAACCACAAUUUACGGAUGCAGUUGGUCAACCAAUUCCAAAGCCUCAAAUACCUCUACAAGUAGCUUCACCAAUUAAUUUACUGAAUCCAGAUCGAUAUGAAUUUUAUACUUUUGAUGAUAAUGGCCAAUUAGUAAAACGUUUGAUGACAAUAAAGGAAAUUCAAAGUAUUGUUGCCAAUGGAGAUGGAGAAGGUGCAACUGUGCUUCAUAAUUCAGAAAUUGAUGAGAGUGACCCAGAAAAAAAUGUGCAAGAUAUUGUUGCUAGUGUUCAGCAUGUUCUGCAUAAACAGGUUGAAGAAAAUAAGAAUUCCUCGGAACAGCAACAACAAAGUAUAAUGCUAGAUACACCUGAUGUUUCUUCGUCAUGGUCAAUGAUACUUCCAGCUAUUUUUGGUAAUACAGGUGGCGAUAUAUUUCCACAAAAUCGACCACAACAAGUUGUAAUGACACCAGAUUCAGACGUUGUUGAGCCUACUAAGCCAUCAAAACGAAAACAGAAACCAAAACCAACCAAGCGAAAAACGACAACGACAACUGAAAUACCUUCCUCCUCCUCCUCUCUGGAAAAUGUAAACGAAGUGCCUGCAUCAAUCGCAAUGGAAAAUAUUAAGCCAUUAUUCAAUAGAAAUGAAAUGAAAACUGAAUCUUCAUCGACAGACAGCACUAAAACUUCAAUAACAACUCAAAAAACGACCACCACAUCAAUAUCUAGUACUUCAACAAAACGUAAAACUAAACCCAAACCUACGAAAACUCAAAAUGUUCAAAUUAAUGAAACAACAACAAAAAAAUCUAGUUCUAAAAGAAAGCCUACGACUACAAGAGAACCAACAGUAGUAACGACCAAAGAUAGUGCAGUCACAAUUCCCACGACCAAAAAGGCGACCACUAAACGUAAACAUACUACCAAAACACCCUCCACUGUUACAUUAGAAUCAGCUGUAUUAAACUCUCAACAACCAAUAAAUAAACAUAAGACAAAUGCGACUAGACUUCCUACAGUUUCUAAUAUGUCUCCAGGGAAUAAAUUAACUCAAACAGCACCAACAAAAUCUCAAACUAAACGUAAACCUACUAAAACAACCUUGCGUCCAACAUCCUCAAGUAUUAGCAUAACUAAAUCUCAGCAUUCAACAAGUGUUUCCGUUAGCUCAACUACAUCCCAUACCACUCAAAAAAUUCAACCAUCUUCGCUUAAAAAGAAAAUACCAACAACAACCACUCUCCCAGUUGCUUAUUCAGUAUUAUCAACAACUCCAAAAAAGAAAACCGUAACAAAAACUACAACUGCAGCAAAUACUACAAAGAGAAAUAAAAACAAAAAUAAAAUAUCAACUACAGUGUCUCCCAAUUUAGGUUCUCAAUUCAAUGACAGCCCUACAAAAGUAGUGAGUGACGUAUCUCAAGCCAUUAAAUCAAAACCCACUGAAAAAAUUUCAAUUACAUCGACAAGCACAAGUAAUAACUUACCAGACACAAAUGAAAUACGUCAACCUUCAUCAUCAACUCCUUCCAUAUCUUAUGAUAUGUUAAGUGGACAAGAUGCCGCCACAACUUUAAGUUUAAACGCAAUAAUGAAUUCCCUCACUCAACCUCAAAAUGAUAUAAAAACACAAUUAUUGCUUGACAAAUUAAUGGAUAGCUUAAAGGAUGAUGCCGCAUUGGACCAGCAAAUAAAAAAUUUAACAAAUAAUAACGAUAUGGUAACUACAACUCAUAAAGUUAGUCCAACUUCAUCAACUCCAAUGUCCGAAUUUGAAACUACGACAUUUAAUUUCAAAGAAGAAACUACACCAUAUAGUGACGACCUGUAUAAGGAGAAAUCUAAAGACUCUACGACUAUUUUACCAAUAUCAUUAAAUGAAAGUCUUGUUGAAUUGCAAAAUGGGGAAAAUAUUGUAAGAAUCGAACCAUUAUUUGCGGAACUUCUAGAUCCAAUUCUGACAGAUUUAACAACAACCGAAAAUCCAGAUUUAACCACUACUGAAAAUAUUUUGGGGUCAGAUACAACCUCAUAUGAGUCACCUGAAUACACAGAGUCCAUUCAAGAAAAUGAUGCAACACGAUUCGAAAAUGUUAAUAAUUAUGUUGAAUCAUCAACAGGGUCAAGUGAAUUUUCGCAAAAGGUUGACGAAUUUAUAAAUGAAAAUCUGGACACAGCUGAGACUGGUGUACCAAUCAAAGAAUUCACUAAUAAGUUAUCAGACUCCCAAACUCUUACCCAUUCUGAUUCUAAAUACGCUAUGUCUGAUUUCAUUAAGGAUGCUGCAACAGUUGCUUCAAUUUUAGAAGAUAAUACUAAAAAACCUAUUUUAGAGACAAGUAGCAGCAACGAGUUUAAUAAUUCGGAAGAAAUUAAAUCUCUUUUAACGGAUGUUAUUUCUCAAAUGACAAAUAAUCCAACAAUGACACGAACACCUUCAACAUCAAAACCUAUCAAUUUUACAAGUCCAAUAUUUUACGCAAAUCAACCACUAAAUCAAAAGCAAUCUUAUAUACAAAAUAAUAAGAAUUCACUUAAUAUGGCUUUAGCAUUAGAAUCGGAAACAAAUGAGCCACCGUCACAAGAAUUAACCCCACAAUCAAAUUCCAAUGACAAAUUUCAUGAAAUGGAAACACUAUCCUUGCAAUUGAAUAAACUGAGCAACGAAAGUAGAGAAAACUUCGAUGAAAAUAUACAUGAUAUGAAUAAUAAUAACAAAUUGCAAACAAUUUCAACAACAUCAAUGGAAAAUUCUGCCUUGAAUGAUGAUGAAAAUGACUCUGAGAUUGAUGUUGCAAAUGAUGCUAAUAAUUUAGAUAACAUUAAAUUUCCAAAUAUAAAAAAUACCACUUCUGAUACAGUUACAGAAAAUACUUUUAGUGAAAAAUCUAAGGAGAAUAUAAAUAAACCGUCAGAUUUUACAAAACCAGAUAUUUUGUUGAGCACUCCAGUCACCACAAAGGAUGAUACAAUUCUUAUAACAACUCUUAUGGCAUCAAUGGCUGCAGGUUCAGUUAUGGCAACAACAUCACCAAUACCAUUUGAAAAUACUCAAAUAUCUGAUAAUAUAACUGAAGCGUUCACUAAUAAGGAUAAUCUUAACUCUUUAGAAAUUUCGCAGCAAGAUGCAAGUUUAUUUAGCAAAGAAAAAGACAUGACAACGGUACCAAGCUUUACGUUAGAUGAAAAUAGUUCUACAAGUACUGAAGUGGAUAAUAAUAAUAGUAGUGAAAGCAAUAUUAAUGAAGAAGAUAAUAAUGAGGGAGAUGACGUUCCGACACAAAGUAAUAGUUCAAUAGAAGAUAAAACUACAAUGAUGUUAUCUCAAGAUAAUAAUGUUAACAUAUUGCAAGAAACCACAGAGUUACCAUUACAUGUAACAACUAUCUUUUAUAGUGAUGAAAGUACUGAUUCAUCAACAGAAACCAAAAAUAUAUUGAAAGAACAAGAUGAUAAAGAUGAUAAAAGUCACGAAACGAAUAUUGACGAAAAUAUUACAAUGAGACCCUCCACGUAUUAUAACGAAAGUGAUGAAGAUGUUAUGAUGAAUAAAAGCAGCCCUGACGAAAGUGAUGAGUCUUUAGAAUAUUCUAAUGAAAUGUCAACUAUUAAAGUGGCUGAUAAUGAUAGCAUAGAAGCAUCACUUGAAUCUAUAACUAUAGCUGAAAAUUUAGAUGAUGAUAGUUCAGAAGUGUCAACAACUAUUGAAAAUAAAACGGAAAAAAAUUCUGAAAUAAAUGAUUUACUAUCCAACACAAUGAUCCAUAUGGUAUCACAGACACCAAUAAAACCAACACUAGCGCAGAAACAUUCAGAAACUGAAGAAUCGUAUGUGAAACUUGGUGAAUCAACAAAACCUAUGGAGGAAAAAGUUCAGGUAACCGAAAACCCAGAGCAUAAACCAUUAACAAAUGAUGCAGAAUACAAUAAAUAUGAUAACAUCAUCCAGUCAACAACAAAACGUGUUCCAAGUACCUUGAAACCAGUUCAUUAUUUCAAACCUCCAAUCACAUCAACAUCAGAUCAAAAACACACAUUGUAUAAUGCAACUCAACAACGACCUAUUAUAAGACCACCAGCUUUGAGUAAUUUGAAAGUAACGCAACUAAGUCAAGUUACCCGACCUCCAGUGAAAUUGGAUCCAACACCAGAAAAAUCACUUGGGUUAGAAGCAAGUGUAAUGGAUUUACAAGAAGAUAUUCAAGAAUUUGCACGGCUAUGUAAUGAAUUAGCUUUCAGUUACUGGAGAUCCAUAACAUCUGAGAAAAUCAGUUCUGCAAGAAGCCUUGUAAUUUCACCGUUUGCCUUAACUUCGAUGUUGUCUAUGGUAUUUUUAGGUGCACGGGGUAGUACUUCUGGAGAAAUGAAUGAAAUUUUACGUCUUGAUGACAUGGUGACAUUUAAUCCCCAUUUAGUUUUUAAAAAUAUAACAGAAUCAGUUGAACGUGCUAAAGAUAGUGGAAUUGCUUCAAGUGCUUUUGUUCGUGAGCUUUUCAGUGAUCGAAAUAAUGGGAAAAUUUUACAAUUCUUUAAAGACAAAGUACAUCAAUUCUAUUCUGGUCAUGUUGAAGAAGUGAACUUCAAUGUUGUUAAUGAUAUUAUCCGUAGGAGAACAAAUCUUUUAAUAAAAAGACAUGCCAAUGGAAAAGUAAUGGAAUAUCUUAGAACAAAUAGCGUUUGGGUAAAUGGACCUUUAUCAACAGUCUCAGCUAAUUUAUUCCAAACUGAUUGCUCUAAAGCAUCAACAAUUGAUAGAGAUGGAGAAAUGUUUUUCCAAGUUAGUCCAUCUGUUCGUCAAAGAAGGCUGAUUCCUAUUCCAGCAGUUGUUUACAGGAAUGGUUUUACUGCUGGUUAUGAUUCUGAACUAGACGCAACUGCAGUUGCAUUCGGUAGUGCAGAUGAAACUGUAAGUACAAUUUAUGUAAUGCCAGGUCAACACGGACUUGCUAUGCCUGGUGAUAAUUUAGAACAUUUGGAAAAAAAUUUAAUGACAAAUGGAAUUUCAAAAAAUGCAUGGACUCAUUUAUUAACUUCGUUAAUGGAACGACCUGGAUUAGAAAUACAAUUGCCGAGAUUUUCACAUAGAUCAUUCAUAAAUGCUUCCUUAGGAUUACAAAAAUUGGGGCUAAAGGCAUUAUUUAAUUCAGAUGAAGCAGAUUUAAGAGGAUUAACUGGAUCAUCACAAAAAGAUAUUCACUUGGCUGAUAUGAUUCAAAUAAAUACAUUUAGUACAUGCGGUGAAGAAAAAAUAUCUGAUCAUCAUCAUAUAGAAAUGUAUCCAGCUCCACCUUUACGUAAACGUAAUUCUGAUUUAUCAGAAUAUGAUUCAGAUGAUCAAGCUGCAUUAUCUGAAAUGCACAUUGAUUUUGGAUCAAUUGUGCAAGAUGCUGGACGUAGUUUAUAUGAUGAUUUAUUAGAUCCAAAAUAUUUAGAAGUUCCAUUGCCAUUAAGACCAAGGCAAGCCAGAAUUCCAGAUUCUCCACGGUUACGGCUUGAUAAACCAUUUAUAUAUUUUGUUAGGCAUAAUCCAACUGGUAUGAUAUUAUUUAUGGGCAGAUUUAAUCCACGAUUACUACCGUAAAAUUGAAGAUUAUUAUAUUAGGUUAGAAAUUAUAAUAUUUGUAUUUAGUUUACGAAAACCUAUUUUUAACUUUUACUUAGAUAAAACUUAAAAUGAAAACAAAUAAAUUUAAAUU